Messenger RNA from Symbiodinium pilosum, 2256 nucleotides. Lineage: Eukaryota; Dinophyceae; Suessiales; Symbiodiniaceae. The record is from the annotation of a GenBank genome assembly.
AUGCCGGACUCAGAAUCAACCAAUAUUGAAACCAUCACCAAGUUCGUGGCGGCCUGGUCGCGGCUGGAUGCAGAAGAGCUUGCCAGCUAUUUCGCGGAAGAUGGUUGUUAUUACAACAUACCUACACAGCCUGUGCGCGGACGUGAUGCUGUGCUGGCUUUUAUCAAAGGUUUCACUGCCAAUUGGACCAAAACCCAGUGGGAUAUCAUUCACAUCGCUGCUGCGGGGGAUGUCGUUUUCUGUGAACGUCUAGACCGCACAGAAACCACCGCGGGGAAUGUCGAUUUGCCGUGUUUGGGCGUGUUUGAAAUGCAGGAUGGUAAGAUCAAGGAGUGGCGCGACUAUUUCGAUCUACAGACGUUUAUGGGUGCAAUGUCAGGCAGCAAAUCUACACUGGCACAGCAGAUUGCGGCACAGCUUGAAUUGGAAGUGCUCGACCUGGAUACCAUCGCCUGGCGCACCGACAAUCCCACUGAACUGGCAUCGACAGAAACUGCCGUGGCUUGCCUGCAAGAUUUCUUCAACAAACACCCAGCGUGGAUCAUUGAAGGCUGUUACGAACACCUGAUCGGGCCGUGGGAGCCGCAUAAGUACACCAGCAAAGCGGAACAGGAUAAGAACCUGGAGUUCCUUCUGAGCUGGGUAAAAGAGUACUACCAUCGCACCGGUACGAUGAUGUCGAACACCUGGCGCCGAUCGAGCGCGCUGCAGAAACGCUGUUUCCAGCUGGACUGCUACCGGAACCGGGUAGCCGAAGUCGACGGCAGCGUUGUUGGAUUUGCACUGUGUAAUCUGCUGGGUGAAUACCUGCACCUGCAUGAGAUGUCGGUGCACCCUGAUUUUGGCAGGCGAGGCAUUGGCCGCGGGUUGAUUGAGGCAACAAAAACAUCCGCCCGGGACAGCGGGUUACCAGGCGUCACCCUCACGACGUUCAGUCAUAUCCCGUGGAACGGACCAUUCUACGAACGCUGCGGCUUUGUAACACUGACCGAAGCGCAACUCACCCCGGACUUAACAAAGAUACUCCAACAGGAAGACACAGACGGUUAUAUCAACAGAGUAGCGAUGCUGGCCCGGAGCCAGCACGACGUUGAGCUGUUUAACACGCUGCUAAAAGACUCAGAUGUAAUGCGCGUGAACGAACAGAUUGCCAAACAGACCGAGAAAGGUAACCUUGGUGUACGUCGUCAUCUGCUCUCCACCUCUGUGCGACUGAGUUCCGCCAUGGCAAAGACGUUGCACGCUACUGCAGACGAGUGCCGGGAGAAAUUAUCUCUGGACAUUCCGUUAGAGCUUUAUGUAUUCCCCAGCGCGAGCUACAACGCCGCCUGUGUAAAACCGGAAGCUGGCCGUCUGUUUAUCAUGUUCAGUUCUUCUAUUCUGGAAGCUUUCAGUGAAUCCGAAAUUCGUUUUGUUAUGGGCCAUGAACUGGGCCACCAUCUGUUCCAUCAUCACGACAUUCCCAUCGGCUACAUUAUGCGCGGCCAGAACAGACCCAGCCCAAGGCUGGCACUUGAAUUAACCAGCUGGUCACGUUACGCAGAAAUUUCCGCAGAUCGGGCCGGGGCGCAUUGUGCCAACGAUCUCGAAUCGGUAGCGCAUGCGCUGUUCAAGCUGGCGAGUGGAUUAAGUGGACGAUAUGCAGAAUUUUCCCUGGCGGAUUUCCUCGCUCAAGUAGACGAAAUGCAGCUGGAAGAAGCUCAGCCCGGCCAGGGUGCACCGAUGGAAGACUGGUUUCUCACUCACCCGUUCAGUCCGUUACGGGUAAAAGCGCUGAAGCUUUUCCACGAGUCCAUCUUAGCCGAUGGCGGAAGCAUGGAUAUUAAUGAGCUCGACAUGGGUGUUGAGAGCCUCAUGAGUCUCAUGGAACCCAGCUAUCUUAAAGGCAAAACCGACACCGCCGAAGCGCUGCGCAGAUUAUUGUUUGCAGCUGCCAUCGCCGUUGCAGAUGCCAGCCAGGGCAUUUCAGAAGCUGAAGUAAAAGUCUUUGAAGAAUUUUUUGGUAAGGCGGCUUUUUCCGAGCGCCUGAAUACCGAAGCCCUCAAAGCCGAAGUGGCCGCACGCAUUGAACAGGUCAACGAGUCCACCUCGAUCCCGCAGCGGAUGCAGGUGGUGAGAGACUUGUGCAUCAUGUCAAAAGCUGACGGCCGGACCACCAAAGAAGAGCGCAAUACGCUCUACGAGAUUGCAAGCGCGCUACACAUCACUCCGCUGUUUGUAGACAAGACUCUCGACGCUGACCCGGAACUCGACUGA